AGUCAGCCCCCUCGGUCUUUCUGCUCUGUCAGUCUGCAGUAGCGGUGCUCCUGAAGGCUGCCGCACAAAUCCGAACCAGCAGCCUUCCCACAGCCGUUUGGUGAGUCCCUGUAUCGAAACUUUUUACUACUUUGCAUUAGCAUCAUGGUGGUUGUUAUUUUUAGAGUUUUCCCACAACAUACUUUUUUUUUUCUGAUGGGUGCCUCUGAAAAAAUAGUUUUCCUAGUUGGAUGGAUACCUGGACAACCAGGACUACGAUGAAUGCAUUGAGACUCUUAAGGGCUAUAAAUUCAUGACAACAUUGAUUGAAAUUAAAUAACAUGAGAAUCAAUGGCAUUGAAAGGAUUUACAUUGAAUGGACUCUGAUUUUUGUUUUUGUUUUAAUGGGGUGGACUUUUUCUCUUUUUUUUGUGUGUGUCAAAAAAUGAUCAACCAUUGGGUUCACAUUUACAGUGUUUUAGCAACUAAAGUUAAUGUUGAUCCGAAAGUUACUUCGAGAAAGUAGACACCUAGAUAAAGAAAAUAUACCUGUGUAUACUGCGUAUAGUGGCAGCUCAUUUUUAUUUGAUAUAGUGUUUUUUAACUUUCAAAACUUCACAGAAAAUGGCAACCACACCUAGCACUUAAUCUAUUGUACAAAAAUAUAUAUCAAUAGUAAAGUAAAUUCAGGUUGCUAAAAACAAAUAUUCCUCAAGUGUCCAUAAUAUGAUAUUGUCUUUAGAUAUGGUUUAUGACAGAAAACAGACAGAAAAGUGCUUUGUGAAAAGAAUAGAUAACAUAGUGUCCAUCUGGAAAGCAGAAAAAAAAUAUCUGUAAAAAUGGAAGAAUAAUAUGCCAACAGACAUGAUGUAUGACUAAGAAAACAUACAAGACCUAUGAAGUCUAUUUGGAAAUAUUUUGAAGCACAAAAUUGACAAAUUACAAAGCUGCACACAAAAUCAAAUGUGUUUGUGUAAAUCAUUCUGUAAUUAUAGUUGAAGAGUAUAAAGAAAUAGUUGAAAAAUUAGUUUGAUGUCUAAACUUGAUUAUGUUGUUGUAGCAUUACUUUCUCACUGGGGUGUAAGCCUAACAAACAAUACUAAAUUAAAUUUGUGGUACUGUUUUUCUGCGGGUGCUGUGCAGUUAAACCUUGACAUUCACUCAUUUCCACCUGUGUGCUCCAUUAACAGGGUAUUUGUCUCAGACAAGAAUGGAGAGAAUCAAUCACAUCAAUAUCGCAAUGAUUGAAGAUAUUGGCACCAACGGGACGGCAAGGACGAAGGUCCUGUCAGCUAUGGACCAGAGCAAGCAGCCGUGCGGCUCUACUGUGAGCUUCCAUAACAUCCAUUACAAAGUGCAGAUAAAAACUGGCGUCCUCUGCAAAAGAAAAACUUGUACGAAGGAAAUACUGGUUGACCUCAAGUAAGUAAUGUAGUGAAAUCCUUUGUUUGUGUGUUUCAUGUCUCUAUAGUCCCCGUACUUUCUCUACUGACCUUGUAGGUAAACAUUUUAACAGCAGGCACGCUCCUGUUAGAGAAAAAAAAAAAUACAUGGGUAAUCACGGGUUUUUAAGCUGCUGCAGUUUGUUGGUUGUUAUACCUUUUAUUUACUCAAUGAGUCAAAUAUAAAUCAUAUUGGAUUGCCUGGUAUAUUCUUCUCAGGUUGUGGCUUAAUUAAUGCAUUUUGCUCUGCAGGAUGUCAGAUUAAUUAUGAGCAUUUUCAAAACAUAAUUGUAAAUCUGGUGAUCCUUGGGUAAUAAGAGAAACACAAGGUGAAAUUGAUCUUUUUGGCUCAGAAAUGAAACAGUAUUGUAAUAAUACUUUUGAGACCUUUGAUUUCAGCAUCGAUGUCACCGAAGAGCAGGAGUGCUUCAUGCCUUGUUAAAAUAGCUCAUUGUAUCUUUAUCCAAAGCAGGACAAUAGUGAAUGGACUCUUACAUCGGUUUCUUUCUAGUGGUAUUAAAUCUGACAUUUCCCAUGGCAGAAUGACUCAUUUCACACAACUUCUGGAACCUUUUCCAGCCUAAGUGUUAAUUAUAGGACAUUAAGCAUGGUUUCUUGCAUAUAAUCUCUCUGAUGCACUACAGCGCUGUCUGCCAGGAGAACGAAUUAAACACUGCCACGUGAUCCACUGCCAGUCUUUUAUUCAGUCUAUUAAUUCCUUUUUAUAUCACUGACUCUCUGGGUACUUUUUUGAAACUGUUCUCUCUGAAGUCAAAGGAUUUGCUUUGGAGUUUCAAACACAAGGGUAUACUUCAGUGUGUGUGUGUGUGUGUGUGUGUGUGUGUGUGUGUGUGUGUGUGUGUGUGUGUGUGUGUGUGUGUGUGUAGCUUUUUAAGAAGGGCUUGUGAAACAGCAAAAAACCUUACAUGAUCUUUAUUUCAGAAGCUAAAGAAAAGUAGGCGAAGUAAAAGUGAGCUAGAUUUUGCAAUUAUCCAGUGGGAAAAAUACAUAUAUGUGUACUGCAUUGUUUUUAUAUUCAACUAUAUUAAAGUACUAUUUUUUACAUUACUGUGAACAGAGGUAGCUAGCUUGACUUGCGGAGGACUAAUAGUGAUGAGAUAAAUUGUCUAAAAUGCUAUAAUUAUUUCAAGUUCUGUAGAUUUCAUCACUCUGUUUCACACACAACUAUUACAGUGAAAUAAAAUAAACAAAAAAAAUGCAAAACAUUCAGAUACAUACAAGUUUUGACUUUUAAACCACUGUAUUUUUGAGAGCUGUUGUGUUAUUUUCUUACAGUGGGAUCAUGAGACCUGGCCUAAACGCCAUUCUUGGACCUACUGGAAGUGGAAAAUCUUCGUAAGAACUCUCAAAGCAUUCAUGGGCAUUUUUCUUGAUAUACUAUAUUUUGUCAUUAUUCAUUUUUCUGUGUGUGUUUAAAAGAUUUCUGGAUAUUCUGGCUGCAAGAAAGGAUCCCUCUGGUCUGUCAGGAGAAGUACUCAUCGACCGAGCGCCACAGCCGCCAAACUUUAAGUGCCUCUCUGGUUACGUAGUUCAGGUGCAUUUGACUUCAUUUGAAUCACUGUUUCCUUUCUUUGUAGUGACUUUCAGCAUCAGGAUAAAAAAGCUAAACACCAACAUAUUUUAUUUAAUUACAACUAGCAGUGCUUUAUAUAAACCAUUAUAUAUUUGUAUCAGCUGCUAAAAGCUACUGUGUUUAUCAGCUACUUAUUAUUUUGCUGUCUGUAUUUAAAAGUUUGCAUAAAAUUGGUUCUCUUGAGCUUUUCUUAUUAAACCAACAUGGAGUGGAAACAGGAUAUUUUAACACAGUGAGUCAAUUAAACAUUAAUAUUAUGAGACAAAAAACAAGAUUUUUAAAUAUCUGUCAGUCUGAGGAGAACAGAGGAGCUUGGUUAUAAAAUUCUUUGGGUUAAUCACUACAUGCAUGGCAUUUAAAAAAAGAAAAAAAAAUUACUGACGACAGCUGUACUCAUCAAAAAACACAAAAAGUACAUGUUGCAAAUUGUCACACAUUGCUUUUUGGUUUAAUUGGUAAUUUCUGAUUUUCAUUUUUUUUCUUUGAUGAUUAUUGUAUUGUAAUGAUCAAAGUGACGGCAUUGAUUUAUUGAUAAAAAUGCAAACAUCUUUGUUUCAUGCCCGACAGUAUCACAUGAAAAAUUCUAUAUAUUCCAUUUCUGCGAUUAUCUAAAUACAGAAAAAUAAAUGGAGCUUAACACAAGCAAAAUACAAAACCAACUAUUUACUGUGUCUCUGACCUUUGACCCUGUGCUCUUGUCUCCUCUGUCAGGAUGAUGUGGUGAUGGGCACCCUGACCGUGAGGGAGAAUCUGCGUUUCUCUGCAGCCCUGCGACUGCCGAGCUCAGUGCUUCAGAGUGAGAAAGAGGCUAGAGUCAAUCACCUCAUCAAAGAGCUGGGUCUCAGCAAGGUGGCCGACUGCAAGGUGAGUAUCCACUCGCGUCCCGUUCUUUAUGCUUCAGGUGAGUCAGUCUGGAGUCAAUGCACGAUUGUUGUGUCCUCCUCAGGUGGGCACACAGAUGACUCGGGGGAUCUCUGGAGGAGAGAGGAAGAGGACGAACAUCGGUAUGGAGCUCAUUAUUGAUCCUCCUGUUCUCUUUUUGGAUGAACCAACCACAGGACUGGAUGCCAGCACGGCUAACUCUGUGCUGCUGCUGCUGAAAAGGUAUUUGGUUUUAAUAUCAAUUAUGUAAUUUGUUUGUCCAAUAUAAAUCACUGAACUCGAGCACAGUCUAUAGUGCCUAUUGGACUGCAAUAAUGCAUCUUCAGUAUUUUUUCUUUCAGCUCAAAUUCUUCAAACAGCAUAUUUGACCUAGCAGGAAACUUAUAGAAAAAAUGAUGCAACAAGUUUGAUCAGUUUAGCUGGAUUUAAUUUCAUACUGAUAGUGAUAAAGGAUGAUUUGGCUUAUUUUUUAUAGUUGGAAAUUUGAUGAAAAAGGCUUUCCCACAAUCCCUUGUACUCAUCCUCCACAAGACUUUCUUUUAGGAAAGAAAGUUACGUUUAAAAGAUUCAUUGAUUCCAUUUUUAAAGGUAUUGAAAUUUUUAAAACAAAUAUUGACACUUUAGCUGAAAUAUUAAGAAGCAAAAUUUUCAUUUUUGAGAACUAAACUCAACGUUUUGUGUCUUAAAAACUCAAAUAUGAUCAAAACUCUCCUUGUACUUCUUCGUGUUAUAAUGUGUUUACUUUGUGUCUUUUUAGAAUGGCUAGCCAUGGCAGAACUAUAAUAAUGUCCAUCCACCAGCCACGAUACUCCAUCUACAGGCUGUUUGACACUCUAACUUUGCUAGUUAGUGGUAAAAUGGUUUAUCAUGGACCUGCCCCAAAUGCUUUGGACUACUUUGCCAACAUUGGUGAUUAUAAUUAUCAUUAUUUCAUUGUCAUUCAAAUACUGUAUUUGUAGAUAGUUGUGUGUAAUCAUAUUUUGUGACUUACAGUACAAAAUAAUUUACAUUAAGCUACUCACAAGUGGCCUCUGAAUAUAACUGUAAUUUGUUUUGUCAGGUUUUCCUUGUGAGCCCCACAACAACCCAGCUGACUUCUUCUUGGAUGUUAUCAAUGGAGACUCAACAGCUAUAACCCUGAACAAAAUGCAUGGAUCUGAGGGUAACGGUGUUUUACAUAUGGCUCAGUGAAUGAAAGGUGCUGUCCUGGGCAAACCAUAGGACCAUUUUAUGUACCUAUCAAUAAGUAUAGUUAUUAUUUGAAAAAUAGGUAUCCAGGAAGUUUUGGGACAGAGAAGCUUUGAUUUAUUUCUAUAAGCUCCUGUGAGUCUUUUAGUGAUACAUAGCAAAUUAAAGAGGCAUCAUCAGGAACAGAGUACUUCAAGAUAGAGAUAAUUACUGGUCUUUGAGCAGUUUAAGUAUUUCAUGUAAGAAAAAUAUUGGAAAAAACACAUCAAAGAAUAUAUUAAAAAAAUACAUUUCGUAGCCAAUGCAAUGUUGAAUAUUUCAAAUACAGACAUCUUUCAUUCUCGUCCUGUGUACAUGGCCAGAUUUGGACUUUGAGGAGCUCAGCAGCUCUCGGCAGAGCAUCGAGGAGCGCUUGGUGGUGGAGUUCAGGAGCAGCAGCUAUUCCAGUGAAACAAGAGCUGAGCUUGAGCGCAUUGUCCAGGAAAAAGAGUGCACACCAUGUCAAAAAUCUCGCACCAUCACCUACAACAGCUCUUUCUUUCAUCAGCUGCACUGGGUGCUCAAGAGAACCUUCCAGAAUCUCAUGCUGAGCCCACAAAUCUCUGUGGCCCAGGUAAUACAUCCCAAAUACUUCAUCAUAUUACCCAACAUGAACAGUCAAAAGCAGAAAGUCAUCUGUUUCAUCAAUUACUAUGGUUGACUGGGCAUGUUAUGAAUGUACAGAGGCGGUUUUUCUGUGACUUAUAUUCUUUUUCCUACUCUAACAGAAGUAUUUUUGAAUUUCUUUGGGCCAAAUCCAAGUCAAGUAUCAAGUCUCUGAGAAUUAAAUUUAUUCAAGAUAUGGCAUGGCUGCAGGGAUUAAAAGGCUUGUAUGCUAAGAUUUAGAUGAGGAUAUCGACACCACCCUUACGCCUGCACAGUUCAGAUAGAGCUGAAUUGAGAAGCUUGCCACCUCGACUCAAAGACCAGAAACACAGAGAAAGAAAAACUGGCCACCAUCAUCACGUUGUACAUCUUUGACUAAUCUUUGGGUCAAACAAAGCAUUGUAUUUGGAUUAUCUGCAGGAAAAACAACAGGUUUAUGCAGUGCGUGUCAUGGACAGAGAAUUUUUGAGAGCAUUGUGAAGUGAUAAACUCAACUUCUAAAACAGCCAUAUGCUGACAAUAUGAAAGGUAAAGAGAGUUUCCAUUACCCCUGUGAGGGGCAGUGCAGUCAUACAAUUAGUCAUGUAAAGUGCCAACAGCAGCCUGGACAAUUUUUUUUCCAUCCAUCUACUCCAAAUGGCCAGAAACGUGCUCUCCAAUAGGUCCUGGGCAGUCAUUUUAACCCUAACCCCUAACCCUCAUCCUGACCCUAAAAAGUGCAUCCAGGGGGGCAAACCCUACUUCACCCAUAACGUAACCCUAACCCUAACCCUAACACUUUGACAAAUUUCAACAAUUUUUCAAUUUUUUUUUCUUUCUAUCCAUCCACUCCAAAUGUCCUGAAACAUGCUCUCCAAUAGGUCCUGGGCAGUCAUUUUAACCCUAACCCCUAACCCUAAAAAGUGCACUCAGGGGUGCAAACCCUACUUCACCUUAUAACCUAACCCUAACCCUUGUUUUCAGUCAAUGUCCUGCAAGCUAGUGGGCAGAAUCUGUCUAUGCCAGUCAUCAAUUGGUUGAAAUAGAACAUUUUAACAAGGUGUUUAUGUGACUGGAUUUUUCUUUUUCAUUUGUUCAUACUUUUUUGUGAUUACAGGUUAAUCUGAAAGUGUAAAAGCAAUGACAUCCACAUCACAUUUUUGAUAAUUCAUGUCUGUUUUCUGUGCUUCAAAAAGCAGAAACCUUUGUUGCAUUAUUAAGUAUCUUGAUUUGAGGGCAGAUCCUGUCUUGGAUGCAUAAGUCCUUCAGUCUUCAUUUCAAAUCAAGCAUUUAAGAUAGCAAGUCUACUUCUCUGAGGAAUCAAGGAGGUUAUAAAAAUGAAAUUUUGCCCAUAUUACUCCGUUUCUGGCAAAAAUCUUUUAAGGGUGGAGAGAAAAGGAAAAACAUCAGUAUCAGUGCAGUUAUCAUCAUGAGCAGGAUGAACAGACAGAACCUAAGAGGGGUUAAGACUUAAUACUCUCAUUAGUCACCCCAUGGCAACAAAAUGCCGUCAGAAGUCUCCUCACUUUAUGAAUUAUUAACAGCUAAUUGGCCCCAAAUAAGUCAGAGUAAUCCUACAAGAGGGGCUCUGGGAGGCGUGGGCGCAGUAAUCGGCUUUGGUGACUGUUGUGACCCUACUCUUGACUCUUUGGGCCAGGAUCUGAACUGAUAUCAUAUCUGGCCAAAACCCCCUGGCCUUGGUCCGGGACUCAUCACAUGAUGGCAUCAUGACCUAUCACUCCAGUGCCCCGCUUUCACAUGAGGGGCUGCGGGGAAUGAGGUGAAAAAGGUUCAACCGUAUGAGCUUAUCCCUUAACCCUGGGAACCGCUUUGUCCUGUCAUAAUCUGUAAAUUGUUAGGAUUAAAACUUGUGUCCCUUUCACUUUUCUCACUCUUUUCUUGUCAUCUUCCCCCCACUGGCUGUGCCGCUGGUUCUGUCUGAGAGGCCACUCUUCUGGAGGAGUAGGGCGUCCACUUGACCCUUGAUCCCGAGAAAGACUGAACCUCUUUUUUUCUCAAAGGGGCCACAGUGUCAGUUAAAUCUCUACUCUUUAAAAAGAGAUCAUGAUAGUCAACAAAGAGAGUAACUCUGGUGUUGAAUUAUGGCACUGAUCUAUCAGUUUUAUACUCCUGAUCACUAAUUUGCAAAGCGUGUGUGGAUCAUUUACUGAACGCACAUUGUCCGUACAAUGCAUGAUGACCAUAACUGGACCACAAGAUAAAAUCAGAUUAUCAAACAGUAAUUCUUAUACGUAGUUUUGACCCUGAAUAUUUUGAUACUUAAGUGCUAUACAGUUAUAGCUGUACUAAAUUAACAACCAAGUGCACUUUUUUCUUAAUGUAUGUCUUCACUUUUAAGUCUUUUUUUCAGUGUUUCGACUCAGGCUAGGAGGAAUUUUGAGUACCUUACAGUUAACCCUUUAAACUAAUUAGAAAGUUCAAUGUUACAUAAACUGGGCUUUUCUGCUGUUCACAGAUGUGAUCUCAUUCUGAAUUUGUUCUUUGUGAAUAAUUCAUACAGGCUUUGGAGCACAAGUGCACAAAAUACUGAAUAGCUUGCAUGUGAGCACAGAUCGAUAAAGCUGAUUUUGAGUCUGAUUUUCCAUGUUUUUAUCUGUGCAGGUGGGAGUCCACAUUUUCCUCGGCCUCAUUGUUGGAGCCAUUUUCUACGGGGUGAAAGAUGAUCAGAGUGGUAUCCAGAACAGGUGGGAGAACUGCAGUUCUUGUGUAUUUGACAGUGGUUUACUGACACACGACCUUUGUGUAUUUCCUUCAGAUAAGAGAUAAAUCUGAGCCUCUGUGUGGUGAUGGUAGAUUUUCAUUUUUAGUGAUACUCAGAUGGAACUCAUGCUACAGACUUUCUCAGUCAGUUUGAGUAAAAUCCAAAUACACAACUGCAGGUUACACACAGCAAACAGGAGUGAACAACACCAGUGUUAUGGAUUGUUAUAUCACCUAGAACUGAUGGUGGUUUAUGAAAGAAACAGAAACUUUUGCUUGUCAGAGAUGCCUCAUAUCUCAAACUAACCACUAACUGUUUUUCCUAGUUGUUCCUAUUUUGUGUAUAUUUGUAUCUACUAUUAUUGUUUAUGUGUAAUCUAAAGUUAUUUCUGCUUCAGUUGAUACAUGCAUCAAGAGUAUUCAGACUAUUUUGUUGAUAGGGUACAUUAUGUGUUGAUUAAAAGAUUGUUCAGACUUUUGAAGUUAGUUGCUGGUUUGAUUACAAAAAGUGUGAAAUCAGAGCAGGCCCUGCAUAGCUAAUCCUCUUACCAUAUUUAUUGGGUUCAAGCUGGUACUUACAAGCCCACAGAAUCACUCAAAAACCUCUGUAGCCCCCCUCUGUUCUUUCUGUGCAUGGUUGAGUUGAAUAUAGGGGCCUAAUGUCAUUAUAUUCAUGGUCAAUGCAUAGGCUGGGUGGCAGCCUGACACCGAUGUACAGAGCUUAAAUAUCUUAAAUUUUUCAGCCCUCCCUCCUUUUUGGGGGGACUCAGACACUCUUAAGCACCUGUAUGUGUAUGUGGAUAACAGGACAUGAAAUACUUCAAUCUGAGCUGUGAUGACUGUUCAGAGUCAAUCAUUGAUAAGUCAUGGGUACAGUUUUACCCAAUGUUUUACUUUUUUUGAUGUUCUCAGUGAAAGUGUACUUGUUUUGGUUUACUAAGUUUGUAGGUUCAGGUCUUCUUCACUAAAGCAUGAACUAAAACUUUGAGUUCACAUCUGGCUCUUAAAAUCCAAAAUGGAGAAGGCCAAAAUACUAAACCCAGUGCCUCAAAACAGGUGUUUGCUGCCCUCUAUGUCAUGCUUCAUAUACUUCUGCAAUAAGCCUGACAUUAAGACAGACACAAUUCAAGUCUUUUUAUAAUGAUAAUUUACACCUGUAUUUCAACUAAAACCUGCAUCCUCCACUACAUGAAGAAUGUGAGAUUGUAGAAACUGUCAAAAAGAGGCAAAUGAUCCUGUUUUGUUUCCUCUGACAGGAUGGGCGCUCUCUUCUUCAUCACCACCAACCAGUGUUUCAGUACAGUGUCUGCAGCUGAGCUCUUCAUCAUGGAGAGGAACCUCUUUGUGUACGUAAUGAUGUACAUGAUUCUUUCAUAUCCGUGACAUCUUGGUGGAUCGUUUAAGAUGAAUGAGUUCAGUCAGAGCCUAAUGUCAGUGUGUGGUUUUCUUGUGACAGGCACGAGUACAUCAGUGGCUACUACAGAGUGUCUGUCUACUUCCUGUCUAAGAUCCUGUCUGACAUCACUCUACGCAUACUCACCUCUGUUAUCUUCAGUUUUAUUGUCUACUUUAUGAUUGGUAAGACUGAAAAAACUAAUAAUAUUGUUUGAUUUGAGGUUUCUCAUCCUGAAAGUGAGCAAAUAUCCUUUUGAUUGUAACUUUCUAAAUAUUUAGCCUCCAUUAUGAGUUUGUGUGCAUGUGCAUUUGUGUGUCUGCUCAGGACUAAAAUGCACAGCAGCUGCCUUCUUGGUCUUCACACUGACAGUGACUUUGGUGGCGUUCACUGCCACAGCCAUGACUAUGGCUAUCUCAGCCGAUCAGAGCGUUGUGGCCCUCGCCAACAUCUUCAUGACCAUCACCUUCGUCUUCAUGAUGGUGAGAAACACUGUGAUCGUUCAGAGAAAUAUUUCUAGAAAACCUUGACUUAAAGAGGCGGAGAAUGACUUUAUUUACAGUCAAAAAGAGCGGGCCGCUCAAAAAAUUUAAAAUGUUGACUACACAGACAUAACAAAACACAGCGAUAUCGUUAUAUAACCAAAUUUCAUCAAUACAUUAUAGUUAUUGACUGAUAUUUAAGGCUUUUUUGUAUUCACACCUCAAAGAAAGAUGCUUCUUUAAUGGAAUCCUGCCUACCCCACCCUUAAGUAUAAGUGUCGGAUGUCUAUACUAAGUGUCUUCAGGUUUCAAACUUUGAGGUCAUCCUGGUGGAGUAACCCCAGGAUGAGACUGCAGGCUACUGAAAACAAUGUUUUUGCUAGAUUUUUUCAGGUCUUCUGGUGAAUCUACCCAGCAUCAUGGACUGGCUGGCCUGGCUGAAGUACCUCAGUAUUCCUCGAUAUGGUCUUGCAGUAAGUCGGGAUUUAUGGGGAAUUUUGAGAGUAACUGCAGUAAAAGCUUUAGAUAGUUAUGUUCAAUUUCAUUAAACUAUUUCAUAUUCUAUUUCGGCCAACAGAGGAGUGUAAACAACUUUCAGAUUUAGUUUUCUUACCAUGUUUCUCCAUUGAUAACCUCAGACAAGUACUGAGUUUUAGACCAGAAUCUUGAGUACAGCGUUGGCAUUUUGUUACUCAGCUGUAAUUUUUCUUUCUUGGUUUAGGCCUUGAAGAUCAAUGAGUUUGUUGGUUUGAAGUUCUGUGAGGAGCCUGUGAUCCAAAACACAAGUUUCAUGGUUACAGAGACCAACUGCAGCUUGAGCACAGCUGGUUUGACGUAAGUAGACUGAAAUGCAUUUUCAUGAGCCCUGGUUGUCUUUCUGAUUUUUUUCAACCUAUGAUUUGCCUCUCUAACAUUCGUAACAUUAUUUGAUUGACCACAAAUAAAUACAAAAAUAACAGAGCUUAGAUACCUGACUGAUGAGUGACCAGUAGGGAUCUGUUUUAUUCCAGAUGUACAGGAGAGCAGUAUCUGGACUACCUUGGAAUAGAGUACACCACCUGGGGAUUGUGGGAAAAUCAUGUGGCUUUGAUUAUUAUGACGUUCAUAUUCCUCGUUAUUGCCUAUCUGAAACUCCGCUACAUCAAGAAAUUCACUUAAAUGUGUGAUUCAGAAUUUUAGGCCAAAGAUGUUCACCAAAAAGGUUCCCAUGUUAAAGGUGUAUAUAACUACUUUUGAAAAUAUUUUGAAAAUACUUUUUUGCUUAUAGUUAAGAAGAAAGAAUGAAACUUCUCCUUUAUAACAUGGACUAAAUGAAUCUGGAUUCUGAUUGGUCAGUAACAGCACUCUAUAGUCACCCCUUUAGGAUCACACAAGAACCUUCUUUCUGCAAAAAUGAACUCAAUGUUGUAUAUUAUUCCUUACAUGUCCACAGGAAAUUAUGGUGUUUAAGCCAAGAGACUGUUAGCUUAGUCCAGUAAAACUUGUCUUGGCUAGGUUUAGUUGAUCUUUGUUUAGUUAGCUUAGUUCAGUUUGGUUGGAUGUGUCGUGAAGAGGAGUAGCUUCUAUGUCCUUGUGAUUCCUUAAUAAACUCUCCAAAAUUAGAAUGAAAUCAUUAUCAUUUGCUGGUGUUUACAAAGUGUUUUUGAUCCGUGAAAUUAUUUUGGGAAUUUUUUGCAUUUAUCAUACAGGAAAUGUGGGUGAGAGUGUUUUACAGUCUAUGGAAUCAACAUGCUCUAAAUCAUGGUUGGACUGGGAACUGGUCCUUCAUCCAGUGCAAUGAGGACUGUAGUCUCUUGUACAUGAAGUUCCUACUCAACCAAUUGAGCUUAAUCGGCACCCAACAGCUGUUUAUAUAUUUGUCAAAGAGUGGUUUUCAUAAACGCCAUAAAGUCCCUACUAUAACAAGCGUAAUAUCAAGUAAAAAUGAAUGUGUUAAGGGGUUUGUUUUUCUGUUUGUGUUGUGUUUGUAAAUCAGACUUCCUCUGUUACACCCUGGUCGACUUAAAUGUUCUGUUGUUUUUUUUGCACAAUCUUCAAAAUUGAGUUCAGAUUUUUAAUUUUCAAAUAAGCACUUGUUUUCUUAAGGUAUUGAUGUGUUAUGUCCCACAUGGUCAGCAGCAGUCUUGUCAACUUUUCUCUUGCUCUGCUGAGUGAAUCUGAACAUUUUCAAGUCACUUCGAUCUUAGUGUUUUUAUUCGGGCAGUCAAGCCUGUUUUCAUAUACUAAUUGAAACGUCCAAAUGUUUUUAUAAUUAUAUAAAAAGGUAUUAUUACUCUUACUGUUGUGACACAAAAGCAUAAAAUAUAAAAGACAUUUAUAUUUCAAUAAAACUUUAUUUGGUAUAAA
Molecule: messenger RNA, 12651 nt
Organism: Xyrichtys novacula (pearly razorfish)
Lineage: Eukaryota; Metazoa; Chordata; Actinopteri; Labriformes; Labridae
Source: the annotation of a GenBank genome assembly